AUGCGCAGAUGGCUCCUCUUACACAAACGUCGCCUAACACGCCGUCAAUACACCGGCGCGCUCUGCUUCAACAUCUGCUCCUUCAUACUCCCCGCCUUAUACGGCACCCUCGUAAAGCUAUGGGUAGCAAACAUCGACUCCAAAAUGGUCGUAACAACAGACACAUACACAUACAUCACCACCAUAACAGAAGUCAUAAACGAAGGCCUCCCCCGAGCAGCAUGGUCCACCAUAGGCGACACAUCCACCUCCUACACCCACCGUCUAAGCCUGACGUAUACUCUCAUCCUUACCCAGUCUCUCCUCGGUCUCCUAAUGUCCAUCGCCCUACUUGGCUCCGCGGAAACAUUCGCAAAGGGCUUCGUACCCAUUGAAGUGCGCCGCAAAAGCAUCACCUACGUGCGAAUCAGUGCCUUUUCCGCCCUCAGCAGUGCUGUUGAAGCGGCUGUUGCUGCGUCCACGAGGGCCCUCGACAGACCGGACGUGCCGCUGGUGCUGAGUAGUGUCAAGUUCGCGGUGAAUAUCGCCUUGGAUAUGCUUCUCAUUUCGACGUUUCAUGUCGGACAUCACACGCCGAGUGUGAAUAUGCAGGCCGGUAUUCAAGUUACGUGUAAUUUGGUCGCUGCGUUCGGUGGCCUGGUAUACCUGAUGCUGAAUAGGCGUCAAAAGGAGGGUGAACCUUCAAGGGUGAAGCCGUCGAUUCAGGCACUGAAGGUGUUGAUCCCCCCCGGAAUACCGACAUUUGUAGAAUCGGCAGUUCGGAAUGCGCUGUACCUGUGGCUGAUUGCCAACAUUGCCGGCAUGGGAACAACAUAUGCCACCGCGUGGAGUAUCUUCAACACAAUACGCUGGGGUCUAAUCAUGGUUCCAGUAUCCGCGCUGGAAGCAACGACUCUGACCUUUGUAGGGCACAAUUGGGGCCGUUGGAAGAGUCAGGUUGUUUCUAAUGAUAUGGCUAACCAACAAGUGAGCCUGCGUGAGUUAUUUGCUGUUGCCAAACCCGCUUUCACAUCAGUUGUCAUCGCUCUCAUCUUCGAGACGCCGAUUUGUCUCAUUCUCUCGCUUUGGGGAGCAAGGCCGUUUGCCAAAUUUCUCAGUGGAAGUGACCAAGUUGCCAAGGUGACAGCCCAUAUGUGGAAGACCAUCGACUGGUGUUACAUCUGUUAUGCAGUGUCGACGCAGCUAGCGGCUGUUUUGUUAGCAACGAGACCAAAGUGGUAUCUUUGGCAGAGUCUAGCAAGUAAUUUGCUGUAUGUGCUGCCCUGGGCUAUUGUUUGCCAGGUAACACAUUUGGACGAGACUAAUGCUUGGACAUAUCAUGCACUCGUUUUUGGUGGGAGUUUGGUCUUCAGCUUUUUUUGCGUCCCCAUCGUACUAGGACUCUGGGCGUGGGUUUUGAAAACAGGACGCGCUCAUUUGAAACCAGCAAGGCAAGGAGACUAA
This is a messenger RNA of Pochonia chlamydosporia 170, 1443 nucleotides long. RefSeq lists its product as hypothetical. Bases 1 to 1443 code for a protein of 480 amino acids. The transcript is spliced from 2 exons. Lineage: Eukaryota; Fungi; Ascomycota; Sordariomycetes; Hypocreales; Clavicipitaceae. The record is from RefSeq and is a predicted model, not a curated record.